CAUCCCUCAAAAAUCAAAGAUGGCGGCUGUGGUUGGCCAAAAUUUUCUUCGUAUAGGCCGCCACCAGGCACCGCCUGUUCUAGCUACUGCAUAUGUCCAAAAAAGAGAUGCCAGUUCAACAAGUCUUACAGCAGUUAAAAGGGGACGGGGUGGUCGGUCAUCUUUCAGUGGUGUCGUGGCAACUGUCUUUGGAGCUUCAGGGUUCAUUGGAAACUCAGUUGUCAAUAGAUUAGGUAAAAUUGGAUCUCAGGUGAUCAUCCCAUACAGAGGAGACCCCUAUUGGUGUCAAAAGUUAAAACUAUGUGGGGAUUUGGGACAGAUUCUGUUUCAGCCAUACCAAGUUACAGAUGAAGCAUCUAUAAGGAAGGCACUGAAGUAUUCUAACACUGUCAUCAACCUCGUAGGUAGAGACUGGGAAACCAAAAACUUUAAGUUUGAUGAUGUCAAUAACAAAGCUGCAAGAUUAAUUGCCAAAGUGGCCAGAGAAGAGGGAAUUGAAAGACUUAUUCACUUCUCAGCUCUCAAUGCUUCUGACUCGCCACAAAAGAUUUACACUAAAGAAGGAUCAGAAUUUCUUCGUACAAAGGCAGAAGGUGAGAAUGCGGUCAGGGAAGAAUUCCCAGAUGCCACAAUCAUCCGCCCCUCAGAUGUCUUUGGUCGCGAGGAUCACUUCUUUUACUACUAUGCCAAUGCGGCCAGGCGAUCUAGAGUCCUCAACACUAUGCCAAUGUGGGAGAAAGGAGAGCGCACCAUUAAACAGCCAGUCUUUUUGGGUGAUGUUGCUGAGGGUGUCAUCAAUGCACUACUGGAUCCAGAUGCACCUGGGAAGGUCUAUGAAGCCGUUGGUCCUCAUCAGUACUACUUGUGUGACCUGGUGGAUUAUUUCUAUAGAAUUAUGAGAUGGAGGAAUUUCAAGCGAACCUAUAUGUUCCCAACCUUUUGGGCUAAGGUUGCAGCCAUGAGCCAAUUGCCAAAUAGACCUCCCCUCUCUCCAGAUAAAAUUGAACGGGAGUUUAUCACAGACCGACCAACUGGUUGUCCCACGCUAGAAGACCUUGGUGUGAAAACCCUCACAAGUAUAGAAAAACGCGCCUUUUACGACCUUAAAGCCUUCAAAGCAAACGCAUACUAUGAUGAAAACUUAGGCGAAUUUGCAGAGGCUUCUCCUCCACCAAAAUAUGUCCCUGCGUGAUGAAAUAAAGACUUAGGAAAUAAUUUAUAUGUUAAUAUGUUCAUAGAUUGGACUGAAGUGAGCUAUAUAGUUGUUACUAGUGAAAAUCCCAAAUGCUGUUUAUAAAGACAUGAUGGCCAACCAAAAUUCUGUCAUUAUUAGCUUGAUGAACUUUUGAAAAUAAAACCUCUGUGAUGAAUAUAUUUACCAUUUUCUGCUGUAUAAAUGUCAUAUGGUAUAUGAAAUUCAGAUUAAAAGCCUCAGAUCCUCUGCCAAAACUGUUUUAUGACAUGUAAGAGGUGUAUUUAACUGGACUAUCAUACCUAUUUGUAAUAGUUUGGAUUAGCACUUAUAGCAGUUACACUGCCAAAGUUAAUAUUAUGUUAUGCAGUAAUGCCUACUUUGCAAAAUAAAUGAAUUUCAAAACACUA
This is a messenger RNA of Owenia fusiformis, 1602 nucleotides long. NCBI's taxonomy places the organism in Eukaryota, Metazoa, Annelida, Polychaeta, Sabellida, Oweniidae. The record is from the annotation of a GenBank genome assembly.